This is a messenger RNA of Sinocyclocheilus rhinocerous, 2445 nucleotides long. RefSeq names its product interleukin-6 receptor subunit alpha-like. Lineage: Eukaryota; Metazoa; Chordata; Actinopteri; Cypriniformes; Cyprinidae. The record is from RefSeq and is a predicted model, not a curated record. Gene Ontology annotation, molecular function: protein binding; cytokine receptor activity. Gene Ontology annotation, biological process: immunoglobulin mediated immune response; cytokine-mediated signaling pathway. Gene Ontology annotation, cellular component: membrane; external side of plasma membrane. The coding region runs from base 308 to 2152 and encodes 614 amino acids. The transcript has 10 exons.
UCUCUCACAAACAAAUGAGCUCCGGAUCGAAAUCUGUUCGCAACUGACAAUAUUAUUAUUUUGUCAAACGAAUACUUCUUUAUCCUAGAUCUGUACCAUGAUUCAAAUAAUAGUCCUAAUGCAACAGUUACAUUUAAAAAUUUAAGGUUUCUUUUCUUUAUUUUAUUAAUCUUUCUAAAAUGUUGAUGUGAGGAAAAUGUAAAUUUUCAUCUCGUUAAACUUGCUGAAAGGUUUGACAUUAUGACCCGUACCCAUAUUGUAUAUUUUGGUGGCUGAUUAUUUUUUUGGAAGUGAAAUCUCAUUUAUAAUGUGGACGCGAUUUACACUCAAGUUUCUCCUCGGUGUAUUAGCUGCGAUUGAAGUUCACCUUGCCCCAGAAGAGCUGUGUCCUCGACAAGAGCCCCUUCCUGGAGUCUUGGUCUUGAAGUUAGGAAGCAAUGUUGUGUUUGGCUGCAGAGGCGAUAUCACUGUGGACGGUGUGCCGUUGGCUUCGGCCAGUGUCAUGAAUAAAAAAUACAGAACCAAGCAGAGAGAAGACAUCACUGUCAGCUGGACAUCCCAAAAAGGUUAUGCUAAUGCUACACAGCUAACCAGUAUGAAGGGAAAUGCUACAACUGGGACAUACCAAAAGACUGAUUCUGCUAUGUAUACCAAAGCUAAAGGGGACACAACGGUCACCGUUAAACCACCUGUAACCAUAAGAAAGGAACAAACCACUUCUAGACGUGUUUUGCGUGCUGUCACUCAAACUACUGGACAGGAGGAAGAGGUCUUUGGUAUCACCAUGGGGACAGAUUUUGAGCAAGAUGAUUAUGAGGACUAUGAUUAUGAAGAGGAACGGUCCAGGGUGACAAGAGGCAUCAAAAAGCGAACACGCUGGACUCUAAAUGGACGACAGGUGCAUGCUGGAGUGGAAAGGGGAGGGAUUUUAAGACGGCCUCAUCUCAGCUGGGCAGAUGCUGGGAAUUACAGCUGCUACAGAGGAGAGAGACUCAUUUCCACAGUCAGAAUCAGCAUAGGGGUCAACCAGAUACUGGAGUACACCGCCCCAGCGUCGAGAGUAGAGCAGUUCUCUGACCUGAUACGCCUCCUCGUCGUCGACCAGAAUGGGUGGAGGCGCCUGGACCUUGGCUCCCUCAUUCUCCUGACCCUCUCUCGGACCACCAGCGGGUUUCAACAGCGAGACAUGAAAUUGUUUGGCAACGUCACUCGUGUGCCUUGUUCAUUCUCCCGCUCCCGCUGUUGGUGUGUUUUUCACGUGGAGGAGGGUGACAGAGUUCUCCAUGCAGCAAAACUGUGCGUGUCUAACACAGCAGGCAGUGCCAUGAGCCCUUACCUCAGCUUCAAGCUGCACGACAUCAUUAAGCCAGACCCUCCGACCCGAGUGGUGGUGAGAGCAGUCGAGGGCCAGAAGCAUAUGCUUAAAGUAUCCUGGUCGUAUCCCAGUUCCUGGAAGCAUGGCUUCUAUGCCUUGCAUUUCCAGCUGAGAUACCGACCACAACUCAAAGAGCAGUAUCAGUCAGUGCUGAUAGAUGACAGGACGGACAGACAAGUGUCCUGGACGAUUUAUGAUGCUCUGCCACACAUUCAGUAUGAAGUGCAGCUCCAGGCCAAGGAUGACUUCGACGGCCUCUGGAGUGAUUGGACUGACACGGUCUAUGCAGUCACUUGGACAGCUCCUGAGACGACUACUACCUCUGAGAGCAUUACUUUGGAGCCCCUUGAGAUGUUUCCUGAAGGUUCAGGAGGAUCUGGAGAAGACCCUUGUGUAGGUUCAGUGGCAGUAGAUGGAGCUGAUGAUAUUGAAUAUGCUACAGUGUGGCUGUAUGUGUCAUGUGUUUUUGGGCUGUGUUUUCUUGUAGUCUUCACCAUGCUCACAGUCUGCUUACACAGGAAUAGGCUGCAUUUCAUGUCUAGAAUAGGAAAACAGACUUUGCCCUUUGCAUUCUUCCUUCAUUCGCCUCGACCUCUUCCUGCUCCUGUUCACUCUGAGCAGCUUCCAGAGGAGGGAAAGUCACUGAUGUCUCCUCCCAAACACAGCCAGCAAGACUUCCUUCCUGUUCAGCAAGAGGGCAUUCAUCUGCAUAACAUGGAUUAUUUCCUGUCUCCAGGCACGGAGGGUGUGCCAUGGACCAUAGACAGACAUGACUAAACAGAAGAAAAAUACUGUGAUAGACUAAGAAUCACAGACAGGGUUUUGUAUUCAGUAACAGUAUUGUGAGUGGAAAAACUCAAUGUUGAGUGUUAUUGUAUAGACAAAGUAAUUAAUCUUGUCCUACAUUAUUUUUGACUACUAUCAGAACCAUUUGUAAAUAAGAAUUUUGUAAAAAAAAAAUGCCUGCCAUCUGUUGACCAUGCCAAUCUCAUAUGUGAAGCUAAAGCACUCUUAUAAGUAGCUCUGAAUAUAAGUGUCUGCUAAAUGCCUUACAGGAAUGUUAAGAUAAU